CACUAGUUUUUUGUGAAGUCUCCAACAUCACACACACAAGAGAGUGAGAAACAGAGAGAAAAAGAAAGGAAAAAAAAAAAAAAAGAGAGAGAGAUAUGGCUUAUACUGCUAUUACUUCUCUUAUGAGAACCAUAGAUCAAUCAAUGCAACUUACUGGCUAUAAUUUGCAAUCAUUUGAUGAAAAGCUUGAAUCUUUGAGAGCUAUCAUGGAGAAAAAUUGUCAAAUAACAGGCCAUUUAGAGGCAUUAACAUGCUUGGAAGCUGAAAUCAUAGAGCUAGCAUGUAGCACAGAAGAUUUGGUUGACUCAGAAUCAAGAAAAAGUUUCUUAGAGAAAAACGAAAUCACUCGAAAAAUAGAUUUUUGGGAACUUCGUUUCAAGUUGAAACAGGCAUUAGGGCACAUUGAUUCCGCGAUAAACAAGUGGAUGGCAGUGAGGCAGGACAGCGAAGUUUUGAGACCAAAAAAAUUGAUUCUAUCAGAGCCUGAUGAGAAUAUGAUGGUUGGUCAUGAAAAUGAGUUCGAGAUGAUGCAGGAUCAACUUGCUAGAGGAGCAAGUGAACUAGAUGUUGUGUCAAUUGUAGGGAUGGGAGGUAUCGGUAAGACAACUUUGGCUAACAAAAUUUACAAUGAUCCAUUCAUCAUGUCUCGUUUUGAUAUUCGUGCAAAAGCUAUUAUUUCACAAGAGUAUUGUGCGAGAAAUGUACUCUUAUGCCUUCUUUCUUGUAUAAGUGGGAAGAUCGAUGAAUUUCAUGAGCAGCAAGAUGAUGGGGAGCUAGCAGACCGACUGCAAAAGCUUCUAAAAGGCAGGAGGUACUUGGUAGUCAUUGAUGACAUAUGGACUAAAGGAGCUUGGGAUGAUAUAAAACUAUGUUUCCCAGACUGUAACUAUGGGAGCCGGAUACUCCUGACUACUCGGGAUAUGGAGCUGGCUGAAUAUGCUAGCUCAGGUAAGCCUCCUUAUCGAAUGCGCCUCAUGAAUAAUGAUGAAAGUUGUAGUUUAUUGUGUGAAAAGGUCUUUGCGAAAGGCUUUUGCCCCCCUGAAUUUGAACAACUUGGGAAACAAAUUGCAUUAAAAUGCAGAGGAUUGCCUCUAGCAAUUGUUGUGAUCGCUGGACUUCUUUCCAAAAUUGGCAAAACAUUGAAUGAGUGGAAAAGUGUUGCCGAAAAUGUAAGUUCAAUGGUAAGCACAGAUCUUGAUGCUCAUUGCUUGAGAGUGCUAGCUUUGAGUUACCAUAAUUUGCCACAUCACUUAAAAGCAUGUUUUCUAUAUUUUGCAAUCUUCCCGGAGGAUGAAUUCAUUUUUGUCGAUAAACUUAUGGAAUUAUGGGUUGUAGAAGGAUUUCUGAAGGUAGAAGCAACGGAAAGCAUUACAGAAGUGGCGGAGAAAUGUCUAAAAGAUCUUAUAGACAGAAGUUUAGUUUUCGUACACUAUUUGAGUUUUGAUGGAAAAAUCAAGAGUUGUGGAAUUCAUGAUGUGACCCGUGAAUUCUGCAUGAAAGAAGCUCGAAACAUGAAUUUUUUGAAUGAUAAUGGAGGGGGAAAUGAUCAAACCACUUCAUGUGCACAAUCCAUGCAUAUUUCCUCUAAGAGUCGAGGUCGGAUCAGUAUUCAACACGGGAAAGAGUUAGCUAGGUGUCGUAAUAAUGAGGCCCGCUCUAUUUUCCUUUUUUAUAGAUACCGAGGGUUCGAGCCAGAGUUACUACGUUUCAAGCUAGUAAGAGUACUAGAUCUUGCUUUAUUGAGGUGUUUUACUUUUCCUAGUUGGAUACUUGAUUUAAUUCACUUGAGAUACCUAGCUUUGACUCUUUCCCCCGGCGAGCAGAGCUAUCUGGGAGACGACAUUUCUUCAUCACUAGACAUUCCUCUAUCAAUAGCUAGCCUACAUUAUCUACAAACUUUCAUACUUAAGGUUUCACAUCACGAGGCCUCGCAAUAUCCUUUCACAUUACCAUCAAGUAUUUUGACAAUGCCGCAAUUGAGUCACCUUUGUCUGGACUGGAAUUACUUGCGUUAUCAUGAGCCUGCAGAGAAAAGUUUGCUUCUGAAAAAUUUGCAAAGUCUAUCCGGUUGGAAUCCGUUAUUCUGUACUUGGUCUGUCUUUCGACUACUUCCCAAUUUAAAGAAGUUGCAAAUAUGUGGCAUCGAAGAAGACUUUCGUAGUAGCAAGGACAUCCUCUAUUUUCGCUACUUAGAUCAGCUUGAGGAAUUGGAAUUUCAUAUUGCUGCUCCACAAGAUCUUCCUCCUGGAAAUCAUUUUCCAUCUUUGCACCUUCCUUCUCCGGGUGCUUUUCCACAAAACCUCAAGAAUUUAGCUUUUAGCGGGACUUCUUUGUUGUGGAGGGAUUUGAGCGUUGUUGGUAAGUUGCCCAAACUCGAGGCCCUCAAACUAGCAUAUGAUGCUUGCGUAGGCCUGGAGUGGACAGUGGCUGAGGAAGGGUUUCCUAGCUUGAAGUUCUUACUACUCAAACGUUUGGGCAUACGGUACUGGAGAGCCAGUGGUAUUCACUUUCCCCGCCUUGAACGACUGUUCAUCAAGGCUUGCUGGUAUUUGGAUUCGAUACCUCAAGAUUUUGCAGAAAUAAUUACACUUGAGCUAAUUGAUAUAAGCGGUUGUGCACAAUCUGUUGGGAAUUCUGCCAAGCAGAUUCAACAGGAUAUUGAAGAUAACUAUGCGAGUUCUAUUGAGGUCUGUAUCAGUUAGGCCUUUAUGGCAUUUCUUUUUAUUCAGGUCGGAAAAGGAAACAACUAGUAAUUGAGGUGUUUUUUAAUAAAUAGUUGGUGAUAGUUCAAGUAAGAAACUCGCACACCUAAUAGUUCAGGUAUGAAACUCACGAAAAAAUGAUAAUUCAGGUGUGCUUUUGACCAUUACCCUUACUUUCAUGAAUUGUUAGUUGUUACUAUGUAUUCGUGUGUCCAAAUUAUGAGAUAAGUAACAUGCGACUAUCCUGUAAGGCAUGAACUUUGCUCCUCAA
Messenger RNA from Lycium ferocissimum, 2973 nucleotides. Its product is annotated as putative late blight resistance protein homolog R1B-16. The record is from RefSeq and is a predicted model, not a curated record. The coding region runs from base 96 to 2702 and encodes 868 amino acids. Lineage: Eukaryota; Viridiplantae; Streptophyta; Magnoliopsida; Solanales; Solanaceae. Gene Ontology annotation, molecular function: ADP binding. Gene Ontology annotation, biological process: defense response to other organism. The transcript has a single exon.